AAAAAAAAAGACGAAGUUAUAACUUAAUAAGAGUUUGAAGGAGAAAGGUCCAAGCCCAUUCAGUGUUAGCCGCUCAUUGACCCUGGAUGAAUAAUCGGCUACCACUACUACCAGUGGUGUAGUGCUCUGAAACUGCAACAGCAACAGCAACGCGAUGGGGAGAGGAAAAAGAGGGAAGAGUCGCACUCAAAGAAAGCAUUUCCAGCAGAACAGAGAGAAUGUUUGGACAUCUUCCAAACGCUCUAAAUCAGAUCCUUCCUCCGAAAAUCCUAUUCCUAUCUGCAAUCCCUACGCCACUCAAAACCUCGCUUUCGAUCACUAUUACAAGGAGCAGGGAAUCGUUUCCUCAGAAGAAUGGGAUGCAUUCGUGCAAGUUCUCAGAACUCCUUUGCCCGCAGCAUUCAGAAUCAAUUCCACUAGCCGAUUUUCUGCAGAUAUUCGGUCCCAACUGGAGAAUGAUUUUGUGCAUUCUCUUCAGGCCGAGGUUGCGGAAGGGGAAGAUACGGAGGCUAUUAUACCUUUGCCAUGGUAUCCCGAGAAUCUUGCUUGGCAUUCGAAUUUCUCCCGUAAGCAGCUCAGGAAGAAUCAAACACUUGGGAGGUUUCAUGAAUUCUUAAAGCUGGAAAAUGAAAUUGGAAAUAUUACAAGACAGGAAGUUGUCAGCAUGGCACCUCCUCUGUUCUUGGAUGUACAUUCAAAUCAUUUUGUACUUGAUAUGUGUGCAGCACCAGGUUCAAAAACAUUCCAAUUGCUCGAGAUUUUACACAAAUUAACUAAAGCUGGAUCUCUUCCUGAUGGAAUGGUUAUAGCAAAUGAUCUAGAUAUCCAAAGAUGCAAUCUUCUCAUUCACCAAACAAAACGGAUGUGCACAGCCAACCUAAUCGUCACCAAUCACGAAGCUCAACACUUCCCAGGAUGUCUUUUAAACAGGAACUAUGAUAAAAUGGAGCCAGAUCAGCAAGAUCAGCUAUUAUUUGAUCGUGUUCUGUGUGAUGUCCCAUGCAGCGGAGAUGGCACCCUUCGAAAGGCACCUGAUCUCUGGAGGAAAUGGAACGCAGGGACAGGGAAUGGGCUUCAUAACCUACAAGUUCUAAUUGCUAUGCGAGGUGUAUCUUUACUUAAAGUUGGUGGAAAAAUGAUCUAUUCAACCUGCUCAAUGAAUCCUAUUGAGAAUGAAGCUGUUGUUGCAGAGGUUUUGCGGAGGGGUGGAGGGUCCAUUGAACUUGUAGAUGUCUCUAGUGAGCUUCCCCAACUUAUUCGCCGACCAGGUCUUAAGAGAUGGAAGGUAUGUGACAAGGGCAAGUGGUUUUUCUGUUGCAAAGAUGUUCCCAAGCUUCGUAGAAAUGUAGUUUUUCCCAGCAUGUUUCCAAAUGGUGGAAACUAUAAGGAUGAUAGUGAUUGUAAUAUCAGCAUUGGAGAUGAUAUUAUUAUAGAUGAUGUUUAUGGAAAUUCUGAAGAUGAUGUUCAAGCAGUGGAGAAUCCUGUGAUGCAUGAAUUUACUGAGGAAGUUUCUGAUUUCCCACUAGAGCGGUGCAUGAGGUUGGUGCCUCAUGAUCAGAAUACCGGAGCCUUCUUUAUUGCUGUAUUGCAGAAAGUUUCUCCUCUGCCAGUUGCAGCAACUCAGGUAAAACCUAGAAAAGAAGUUGAUAAACAUGAUGACACAGCAAACCAGGGCAAUGAGGAUGCACAAGAAUUGCAGGUUAAUCCAUUGGAAAGUACACCUGAAGAAAUUUCAGAGGCUAAUAUAAAUGACAAUAGACCCAAGACAGAUUUGAAAGUUAGUUCUGUUACAUGUGAAGAAGUGAAUUUGAAGGAAGCCCAAGAUCCCUGCAAUGUGGAAAACAUGACAAAGAAUACUCCAGGCAAAAGAAAACUACAGAUUCAAGGCAAAUGGAGAGGCAUUGACCCUGUAGUCUUCUUCAAAGAUGAAGUAGUUAUUAACAGCAUAAAGGUAUUUUAUGGUAUUGAUGAGCAGUUUCCAUUCAAUGGUCACCUUGUAACAAGAAACAGUGAUACAAGUCACGUGAAAAGAAUUUACUAUAUCUCCAAGUCAGUCAAAGAUGCUCUGGAGUUGAACUUCUCAGUUGGGCAGCAACUUAAAAUAACUUCUGUUGGCCUGAAGAUUUUUGAAAGACAGACAUCAUGUGAAGGUAGGUCUGCACCAUGUGCUUUCCGGAUCACUUCUGAAGGAUUGCCCCUUAUUCUCCCUCACAUCUCCAAACAGAUUCUUAGUGCAUCUGCUAUAGACUUCAAGCAUCUUCUGCAGUAUAGAACUGUAAAAUUUGCAGAUUUUGUGGAUGCCGAAUUUGGUGAAAAGGCUGCAAACCUAAUGCCUGGUUGUUGUGUUGUAGUUCUGGGUGAAGGAAGCAGAGCUGCUACAGGGCCCCUCCAAGUGGAUGAUUCAACAAUAGCCAUUGGAUGCUGGAAGGGUAGAGCAAGUUUGACUAUCAUGGUUGGUGCAUUGGAAUGCCAAGAGCUGCUCGAAAGGCUUUUAAUGUGUCUAGACACAGUAACAGAAAAGGACUCCUCCAUGCAUGAUAACAAGUACCAGGAACAAUUAUCUGCUUGCCAGACAGAGAUGCUGCGUUGCCAUUUCCCUGAUUAUCACCAGCAGCUAGGUUCUUCUUGUUGACAAUGUUGAAUAUUUCUGUCAAAACAGUCAUGAAAGCCGUUUCAACAUUAGUUGCUUCCAGUGCUGAGGUCUCUAGGAAAAAUAAGCCUUCUUUCUCGGCAAAUUCUUUUGCAUCCUCUGUGGGUACUUGGCGCUGGUUCUCAAGAUCACUUUUGUUUCCUAUAAGAAUGAUGACUAUAUUCUUAUCGGCAUGGUUACGCAAUUCUUCUAACCAACGAGGUAUGUGAUCAAAGCUUUGGCGUUUGGUUAUGUCAUAAACCAACAUUGCCCCAACAGCACCCCUGUAGUAUGCACUUGUAACUGCUCUGUAUCUGUAGAAUAAACCAAUUAUAUAUUAUUAGGGCAGACUGCAAUCAGUAUUCAGUGUAAAGAAUGAAGUAUAGACUCAAUCUAAAGAUAAACACACAUUAACAGUACAGCACAGUAAUAAAGGAAUUAGAUUUGUCAAUAGCUA
Messenger RNA from Glycine soja, 3086 nucleotides. RefSeq names its product tRNA (cytosine(34)-C(5))-methyltransferase-like. The transcript is spliced from 16 exons. Gene Ontology annotation, biological process: RNA methylation. The coding region runs from base 155 to 2632 and encodes 825 amino acids. Gene Ontology annotation, molecular function: RNA binding; tRNA (cytidine-N5)-methyltransferase activity. NCBI's taxonomy places the organism in Eukaryota, Viridiplantae, Streptophyta, Magnoliopsida, Fabales, Fabaceae. The record is from RefSeq and is a predicted model, not a curated record.